CGAAAAUUCAAACGUGUUUGUCUUCAAUUCAGUUUGUCGGUAAUUGCAUAGCUGGUAUCUCAUCGAAUAUGCUCUCAAGUAUUUCUUAUGAACCUUUAACACAGGAACGCACAGGUUUUACUAAUGCAGCAUCAGUUUUAGACCAGCUGUGUGAUACUCUCAGUCUGUGUGCGAUGUGUGAUUCUCUAAGGACCCUUUCAUGUGUUUUGCAGGUCGUAGGUGGCGCCAGUAGCAGAGUGUUGGGUGGCGUUCUGACAGUAUCAUCAAAGGCUAUCCAAACCCGCCCAGAGAGACAGUCUUUCAGUGAGCAGAGUGAGUUGAUGCACCCUGGAUAUCAUCACUGGCUGGGUGUUCCUACUCCCACAGCCACCAUCACACAUCAGCCAGAUACCCCAACCCAGGUGGCAGCACAGGUAUCACCACAGAGGGCGCCACAGGGCCAGGCGGCGAUGAAGCAGGGAGGUCGAAGGGUCAGCAUGCUGUCUACGCUGAACGAACGGGAGCAGGCUCAGGAUGAGAACACGAUGCCGCAGAUCAGGAACGAGAGAACGCCCCCUGGCGGCGGCGGCGGCGUGGGGUCCGCGGCGGCGGCGUCGCUGUCACCGCAUAACUUCACUCUCCCGCCGAUCGAACGCAACGGUGAUGUCAGCGCGAGUGACAAACCUCAUCGGGGCGAGCAGGAGAUGGAGAGAAUGCCAUAA
Priapulus caudatus is the source of this 701-nucleotide messenger RNA. RefSeq lists its product as uncharacterized. The record is from RefSeq and is a predicted model, not a curated record. Bases 69 to 701 code for a protein of 210 amino acids. NCBI's taxonomy places the organism in Eukaryota, Metazoa, Priapulida, Priapulimorpha, Priapulimorphida, Priapulidae. The transcript is spliced from 4 exons.